Cryptococcus deneoformans JEC21 is the source of this 2611-nucleotide messenger RNA. RefSeq names its product nuclear mRNA splicing, via spliceosome-related protein, putative. The transcript is spliced from 9 exons. Gene Ontology annotation, cellular component: exocyst. Gene Ontology annotation, biological process: exocytosis; Golgi to plasma membrane transport; intracellular protein localization. Lineage: Eukaryota; Fungi; Basidiomycota; Tremellomycetes; Tremellales; Cryptococcaceae. The record is from RefSeq and is a predicted model, not a curated record. The coding region runs from base 103 to 2130 and encodes 675 amino acids.
GCAGAGCUUGCUCAGAUACAAAUUCUCGCACGCACAUAGAACUGGAUAACAAACUCUCUGGACUGACUCGACCAUACCAUCAGCAACGAGGAAUCCGAUACGAUGGCCUCUUUACGUCGACCAUCAACAGCCAUCCCUCGUGGACCGGCCUCAGUUCAAUUUGACCGAGGAGCUCGUCCACCCCUACCUAACGAUAACAAACAGAAGCGCAUGUCAAAGGUCGGAGAAAAGAUAAAGAAGCGCUUGAGUAUGAGGUAUGGGGGGAAUGAGUCGUUUUCUGUGCCUCCUCCACUUCCUGGAGCGUCCGAUUUCCUAACGGCUGAUCCAUACGGAGGUCUCGACAUUGAAACACCGGGGGAAGACUUGGCCGCUUCUCCAUUCGGCCUGUAUGGCGCUUCAGAUUUGAAGGAAUCUAGCAUCCAGUCGUCUCAACCUCUUGAUACCCAAGAGCACCUUGUAGAUGAAAGCAUCGGGCGCCGUGGCGCCGCAGAUGCUACGUUGGAGGAAGAGUGGAAUUUAGAAGAGCUCAGCAAUGAGAAGGUCGACGCGCAAGCUUAUGUGAAAAAGGUUUUGACAGGCGCAGACGAGGAGGAAAAACGAAGAUUCGUGGCUGCUCUAAUGAGAGAAAAGCAGGCGAACAAGAAAGAGUUACAGAGGACAGUGUUUAAACACUAUGCGGAGUUUGUCGCAAUAUCCAAAGAAAUAUCUACCUUGGAGAAUGACAUGCUUGAACUCAAAGAGCUACUAGGACAGUGGAAAGAUCUUCCCCAAUUGAUGGGAAUGGAAGAUACUUUAGCACCUACCCUCGACCGUAAUGGCAACUUGGAACGACGUCGCACACAGCGCAAGUCUGUCUUUGACCUUCAAAACCUCUAUCGUAAUCAGUUGACCCAAUUAUGGUCUAUCGUCGAGGGUUCCCAGAAGUAUCUACCCGUAGUAGCUGGCCGUCACCUCGUUUUUGAGCUCCAUGGCGUGGUCGAGCUCAAUCCUGCAACUUACAAACCUAAACAAAAUGUUAGCAUCUUUCUGUUGAACGAUGUGCUUUUAAUAGCUGGCAAGAGAAGAAACAAGGGGGGCUCAACCACCAGUGUGGGCGAUGAGAAAGAUAGGGACAGAGGUAGGAUGGUUGCUGAACGGUGUUGGAAUCUCAUUGAGCUGGGGAUUGUUGAUGUCAAGGAUGGCGGCGAAUUGGUUAACGUGAUCAAGGUUCACCGCGGGAAAGAACAUUGUGUCUACAGAACGCAGAAAUCCGAUGACAAAAGGGCACUUAUUAACGCCUUCAGACAAAUAUCUCGAGAAGCCAAUGAAAAGAAGAGAAAGGAUAGUGAAAAGGAGCAAGAGCGAAGAAAAACUAUGUGGUUAGGCGAUAAGAACGGAAAUGGUACUGGCAAUUCUGGACAUCCUCUUUCUACCAUUGGGCCAUCCAUGGCGGACUCGAAGGAUCUUCGGUGGAUUGAUGAGUACGGCGACGAACUAACAAUGGCCAUUGCCAUUCGAGAUUGGGAAGAAUCAGUGAAAUUAGUGGAAAAAGGCCAAGCUCUCUCCAAGUCCAUUGAAUCUAACUCCUCCGCCCAUUCCCUCCUCGUAUCUCGCCUCGAGCAGUUAGUUCCUUCUCUGGUAUCCCAGAUUUCGCACGACCUUUCUUCUUCAAACCUUCGCAAAUCUUCAUCCGCCCGCCUUAUAUCACUUCUUGUCCGACUCGACCUUGCCGAUCAUGCUCGGGAUUCUUUUUUGGAGUCCAGGAGAGAGUUAAUGUUUAAAAGGGUGCGAAGUAUCAAAUGCGAUGGAGAUGUUAGCAUCUACAUCAAUGAAUUGGCUGUGGUGAUCUUCACCAUUAUCAGGCAUACCAGCGACUGGUACAUGAACGCUUUCAAAGAGAACAACAUGGCGUCUGGCUUUGUUACUUGGGCGAAACAGCAAAUUGAAACGUUUGCGGAUCUUUUCAGGCGUCAGAUGGAUGCACCCAACAUCAGUGAAUCCACUGUUAAUGAAUGCUUGCACGUUACAGCUACGCAGAAUCGAAAGUUGCUACGAGACGUAGGGCUCGAUUUCACUUUCCUUCUCUCUUCCCUUCUGCAACCUUCAUCUAAUCCUUCAGACUAUCCCCAUUCCGUAUUCACCUCUGUCUGAAAACGCAAGGAAUCCUCCUGGCCGCGUCCUGAUCAGGUGCGCGAAUCAGUUCUACAUUUAGGCACGCAUGCACCUACUAAACGCGGCCCUGGCCGUUUUCCAAACUCGAAACAAACAAACCAAACAAACCGAAGAAUAUAGAAGCCGCCUCAUACUUUGGUUCUUCUCCUGUGACCGAAGGAUCUAACUCUGGAGUUGGUCAAUCUAGUUCGGUGCUGCGAGAGAGAAGCAACAGUUUCUACUAAGAAUAGUGUUGCCCCGUUAAACGUCCAUUCCCGACCAAGAAUGCCAAGUGUGGGGGCUAGCAGCAGUGGAGGAGACAGCGGAAGGGCGACAUUGAAUAUCAAAGAAACCAGAGAGCCAUCACCAAGUUUAUCACCUCGAAACGAAAAACGAGGCAGGGCCCCGCCAAGGCCCUCUAUGGAACGGUAUUUGUAGAUCAGUGUAGAUGAUUUUGUAUGUAUCAAUGCUAUAAUGACAG